AUGAGACGAGAAAUGCCAAUAAAACUCCCCAAAGAGGAACAGUCGACAUCACAUGGCCUCCUUCUCGAUCUCUCGAUGGACGUCCAUCUUCAGCUUUCCCCACUCAUCAUCAUCUUGACCGUUGAGAGAACCCUCGAUCCUUGCGAUCUGAUUGACCCAGGUGUCUGUCACACUAAUCCAUGGUGCGAAGCUGACCAUCAUCGGAAAUUAAACAAAAGGGAAAAUUCCCUGAUAUACUCCGUGCACGGCGCGUCGCCUGUGCAUCGAUCUAUAAACUUGACCUUUGUGAAACGACUUGCGAUAAAAUGGAGAUCUUCUUUCCCUUCUCUAAACGCGCCCUCUGUUCCACGAACCUUGUGUCCAUCCAACCAAAUGCACGUACUAUCUACACUCACCCAGGCUCUAAGCCUCUGGGCUCCCCUCGCCGCAGCCGCAUACACACUACAAGAUGACUACGGCACAGACACAACUUUCUUCGACAAAUUUAGCUUCUUCACAGGCAGUGAUCCAACCCAUGGCUUCGUCAAAUAUGUUGACAGAGGAACAGCUCAGAACACAGGCCUAAUAAAAGCCGAUGGAACCAUCUACAUGGGCGUAGAUUACACAAACGCUGCUCCAGGCGGCCGCCAAAGCGUCCGAAUCAGCAGCAACAAAGUCUACAAUCACGGUCUUUUCAUCCUAGACCUAGCCCACAUGCCCGGCAGUAUCUGCGGCGCCUGGCCAGCAUACUGGCUCCUAGGCCCUAACUGGCCCAAUAACGGCGAAAUAGAUGUCAUAGAAGGCGUGAACGACCAAACUAACAACCAGGUAGCCCUCCACACCAGCGACAGCUGCACAAUCAACAAUUCAGGCUUCUCGGGCUCCCUCCUUACAAGUAACUGCUACGUCAAUGCCCCCGGCCAAGCCAACAACGCAGGCUGCGGUAUUAAAGAUAACUCGGCCCAGUCUUACGGGAAUGGGUUCAAUAGUGCCGGCGGCGGUGUGUAUGCAACCGAAUGGACUGGCGAGGCUAUCAGUGUUUGGUUUUUCCCGCGUUCGAGUAUCCCUGGUGAUAUCAGUAGCGGAAACCCGAAUCCGAGUGGUUGGGGGACACCGUCAGCGAGGUUUGCCGGAGCCUGUAAUAUUGAUUCGCAUUUUAAGGACUUGCAGAUUAUCUUCGAUACGACCUUCUGCGGAGACUGGGCUGGUGGUGUUUGGGGGUCGAGUAGCUGUGCCUCGAAGGGGUCUUGCAAUGAUUGGGUGGCUAAUAACCCUGCUGCGUUUAAAGAUGCCUUCUGGCGUAUUAACUCGCUGAAGGUUUAUCAGGGCGGUGCUGCGAGCGUUGCGAGCAAUGUGACUGAGUGGAAGAUGGAUGUAGGUAUCGGAAGACGUUCCUUUAUCAGACAGCGGAGGGAGAAUUGGGGAAAUUGA
This is a messenger RNA of Aspergillus oryzae RIB40, 1410 nucleotides long. RefSeq names its product glycoside hydrolase family 16 protein. Gene Ontology annotation, biological process: glucan catabolic process. NCBI's taxonomy places the organism in Eukaryota, Fungi, Ascomycota, Eurotiomycetes, Eurotiales, Aspergillaceae. The transcript is spliced from 4 exons. The coding region runs from base 1 to 1410 and encodes 469 amino acids. Gene Ontology annotation, molecular function: hydrolase activity, hydrolyzing O-glycosyl compounds. The record is from RefSeq and is a predicted model, not a curated record.